Tupaia belangeri chinensis (Chinese tree shrew) is the source of this 945-nucleotide messenger RNA. Its product is annotated as olfactory receptor 52B4. The record is from RefSeq and is a predicted model, not a curated record. Gene Ontology annotation, cellular component: plasma membrane. Bases 1 to 945 code for a protein of 314 amino acids. The transcript has a single exon. Lineage: Eukaryota; Metazoa; Chordata; Mammalia; Scandentia; Tupaiidae. Gene Ontology annotation, biological process: G protein-coupled receptor signaling pathway. Gene Ontology annotation, molecular function: olfactory receptor activity; G protein-coupled receptor activity.
AUGGCUGUGGUCAACCACACCAGUGUCAACCACAUUGUCUUCUAUCUGCUGGGCAUUCCAGGACGAGAAGACUUACACAUAUGGAUUUCCAUCCCUUUUUUCAUCUCCUACGUCUUUGCUCUUCUUGGAAAUGGUCUGCUCAUCUUCAUUAUCCUGACAAAGAGCAGCCUCCACGAACCCAUGUAUCUUUUCCUCUGUAUGCUGGCUGGAGUUGACAUUGUCUUUGCCAGCACCACAGAACCCAAAGCGUUGGCUAUUUUCUGGUGCAACAAUAGGGAAAUUUCUCUUAAUGGUUGUAUUGCCCAACUCUACUUCCAGCAUUCCUCCUUCAUUUCUGAGUCAGGCAUCUUGCUGAUGAUGGCAUUUGACCGCUAUGUUGCUAUAUGUUACCCACUGAGAUACACCAUGAUACUCACCCACUCUCUGAUUGGAAAAAUUGGUGUGGCUGUGUUCUUAAGAGCACAUUGUACAAUUUUCCCCAUGAUAUUUCUUCUAAAAAGACUACGUUUUUGCAGAAAUAACAUCCUCCCACACACAUUUUGUGAACACAUUGGCUUGGCCAAGUAUGCCUGUGAUGACAUCCGAGUAAACAUCUGGUAUGGUUUUUUUGUCUUAAUGUCCACAGUGAUCCUAGAUAUUGUUCUCAUUCUCAUUUCCUAUGUUCUGAUUCUCUGUGCUGUCUUCCACAUCCCUUCCCAAGAUGCUCGCCACAAAGCUCUCAACACAUGUGGCUCCCAUGUCUGUGUCAUCAUCCUCUUCUAUGGGCCUGGGGUCUUCUCAGUCCUCACUCAGCGCUUUGGACGCCACAUCCCACUGCAUAUCCAUAUCUUGCUGGCCAAUGUCAGCAUGCUGGCUCCACCUAUGCUGAAUCCUGUCAUUUACGGGGUCAAGACAAAACAGAUACGAGACCAAGUGGUUUAUGUGUUAUUUUCAAAGCAGAAAUGA